Camelus dromedarius (Arabian camel) is the source of this 4047-nucleotide messenger RNA. It is a transcript of the gene PAPOLG, whose product is annotated as poly(A) polymerase gamma. Gene Ontology annotation, molecular function: RNA binding; poly(A) RNA polymerase activity. The record is from RefSeq and is a predicted model, not a curated record. The transcript is spliced from 23 exons. NCBI's taxonomy places the organism in Eukaryota, Metazoa, Chordata, Mammalia, Artiodactyla, Camelidae. Gene Ontology annotation, cellular component: nucleus. The coding region runs from base 242 to 2488 and encodes 748 amino acids.
GGCGAGGGGCAGGCUGGGAAGCGGCGCCAUAUUGGCGUCGGCCGCGCUGUAUUGUCAUAAAUAGAGCCGGUUUUGUGGUGUUUUCACUACUUGGUUGUAUGCCUCGGUCGUAGGAAGUGAGGAAGUGAGCGAGCAAGCGAGCUACAAGCGAGCGGAGGAAAGUGGAUAGGAGGGGAAGGGAAGAGCAAGAACAGGACUCCAGAGCGAAAUACACUCGCCGCUGAGGGAGACGCAGGAAGCGAUGAAAGAGAUGUCUGCAAACACCAUGCUGGACAGCCAGCGUCAACAAAAGCAUUAUGGAAUCACUUCUCCAAUUAGCUUGGCAUGUCCUAAAGAAAUAGAUCAUAUAUACACACAGAAAUUAAUUGAUGCCAUGAAACCAUUUGGAGUAUUUGAAGAUGAGGAAGAAUUGAACCAUAGGCUGGUUGUUCUUGGUAAACUGAACAAUUUAGUAAAAGAAUGGAUUUCUGAGGUCAGUGAGAGUAAGAAUCUCCCACCUUCUGUUGUGGCUACUGUUGGUGGAAAAAUUUUCACUUUUGGCUCCUACAGACUUGGAGUACACACCAAAGGAGCUGACAUUGAUGCACUUUGUGUAGCUCCAAGACAUGUGGAGAGAUCUGAUUUUUUUCAGUCUUUUUUUGAAAAAUUGAAACAUCAAGAUGGCAUUAGAAACUUAAGAGCUGUAGAAGAUGCCUUUGUGCCUGUUAUAAAAUUUGAAUUUGAUGGAAUUGAAAUUGAUCUAGUCUUUGCAAGACUGGCAAUACAAACCAUAUCAGAUAAUUUAGAUCUAAGAGACGACUCUCGACUGAGAAGCCUUGAUAUAAGGUGUAUUCGCAGCCUAAAUGGUUGUAGAGUUACUGAUGAAAUUUUGCAUUUAGUGCCAAAUAAAGAAACUUUCAGACUCACCCUAAGAGCAGUCAAACUGUGGGCAAAACGACGUGGUAUUUAUUCCAACAUGCUGGGAUUCCUUGGUGGUGUCUCCUGGGCAAUGCUAGUUGCAAGAACUUGCCAAUUAUAUCCAAAUGCAGCAGCUUCUACUUUAGUUCAUAAGUUCUUUUUAGUUUUUUCCAAGUGGGAAUGGCCAAAUCCUGUGCUGCUGAAGCAACCGGAAGAAAGUAAUUUGAAUUUGCCAGUUUGGGAUCCUCGGGUAAAUCCAUCAGAUAGGUAUCAUCUCAUGCCCAUAAUCACCCCUGCCUACCCACAACAGAAUUCUACGUAUAAUGUGUCCACAUCAACUCGAACAGUAAUGGUAGAAGAAUUUAAACAAGGUCUUGCAGUCACAGAUGAAAUUCUUCAAGGGAAAUCAGACUGGUCCAAACUACUUGAGCCACCAAAUUUUUUUCAAAAGUAUAGACAUUAUAUAGUAUUGACUGCCAGUGCAUCAACAGAAGAAAAUCAUCUAGAGUGGGUUGGAUUAGUAGAAUCUAAAAUACGUGUACUUGUUGGAAACUUGGAACGGAAUGAAUUUAUUACUCUUGCCCAUGUAAAUCCCCAGUCAUUCCCAGGAAAUAAGGAACAUCAUAAAGACAACAAUUAUGUAUCAAUGUGGUUCCUUGGAAUAAUUUUCCGGAGAGUAGAAAAUGCAGAAAGUGUUAAUAUAGACCUGACAUAUGAUAUACAGUCAUUUACUGAUACAGUGUACAGACAGGCAAACAAUAUAAACAUGCUAAAGGAGGGAAUGAAAAUUGAAGCAACUCAUGUUAAAAAAAAACAACUUCAUCACUACCUUCCCGCAGAGAUUCUUCAAAAGAAAAAAAAGCAAAGUCUUUCUGAUGUCAGUCGAAGUUCAAGUGGCCCUCAGUCCAAAAGAUCAUCUCUGGAUGGCAGUUGUUUGGACAGCUCCAGAGACACUGAUAAUGGAACACCUUUUAAUUCCCCAGUGUCUGCAAGCAAACCUGCCAAGCCUGAUGUUACUCCUUCAGGAGAGACAGAAAGGAAUAAUGCUGAUCCUGCUGGUAUAAUUGUGGAAAAGCCACUGAGUGUCCCGCCAGCACAAGGGCUAUCUAUUCCGGUCAUUGGUGCAAAAGUUGACUCUGCAGUAAGAGCUGUAUCACCCCCAGCUGUAUGUACCAUUCCUACUGUAGUAGGACGAAAUGUCAUUCCUAGAAUCACAACACCCCACAACUCUACCCAGGGGCAACCACAUCUAAACGGAAUGUCAAAUAUAACUAAGAAUGUUACACCUAAGAGAUCCCAUUCCCCAUCCAUCGAUGGGUCUUCUAAGAGGUUGAAAGACAUAGAGAAGUUUAUUCGACUUGAAUCAACAUUUAAGGAAUCACGUGCUGCUGAAGACAGAAAAAGAAAAUCAGUGGAUGCAAUUGGAGGAGAAUGUAUGCCUAUUCCAACUAUUGACACAUCACGCAAAAAGAGACUGCCCAGUAAAGAACUCCCAGAUUCAUCAUCUCCAGUUCCAGCAAAUAACAUCCGUGUCAUCAAAAAUUCCAUUCGACUGACCCUAAAUCGAUCUUUAAGUGUGGGGGAAAGUUGAUGUUCGAUUAGUGAUCACAAUAUGUGGAAUCAAAAGAACUAGGGUUUGAGUCCUGAUUGUAUCCAAACUGUUCCAGUUUCCUGCCCUUUGGUGAGUCACGUUAUCAAUUUCUUUGUUUUUGAGAUAGCAGUACAAGUGUUUUCAAGGAGGGUGGGGGGUUGACGCCCCUAACUCCUGCAUUGUUCAAGGGUCAACUGUACAUUUUGUUAGAGUAGUAGGAGCCCUCAUUGUACUAGUUCCAAGUAGGUAAGAUGGAAAGGAAUAGUCUGCGAUUACAUGCUAUGUUCAGUGGUGUUAAGUAGAUGUGUUUGAUUUCAAGUGUUGAAACUAUACCCAGAAAUGUAUUUUAUAAAGUCAACCUCUUCUUCAGUAUGUAGAUACAUGUUCAUUUUCACAAGGGUAUUAAAUUUUAAUCUCAUUUUUAGUGACUGGCUCUGAAGAACAGUUUAUAACAAAGGAAAACAGUUAUCUGCUAGUUUAAACCUUAGGGACUUAUGUAAUUUGAGAGACAGGAUACACGGCUUAAAAUCUUGUAAAAUCAGGGCAAGAGAAAAAGGAGGUGGGGUUAGGAACCACAGCUUUUCAGGAUUGAAUACUCUCAAACUCUUUGAAAUUUUUUCCAUAAGAUGUUUCUCUGGUAUAUGUCUAAAAAUGUACUGUGGCUCUUAGCUAAUCAGGUGGGCUGAUGGAGGACUCUGGAACACUGAAUUUCUAAGUUUUUUAAUAAAUCAUAUGAAACUUCACUAGUAUUUAGAAAAACAUGACUGGAUUUAUGAAUGUCUCAUGUUAACUUAGAUUCACUAACAGGGUCAAACUUAAGUUCAACAAAUUUCAGCGUUAAGAUUGACCAGAGUAGAAUAGCCUAGAAUAAUCAUUAGAAAUGGUAAAAAAUAGAAUUAAUCAUUAAAGAUCCCAAUCCUUUGGUUUUGGUAGCAUUAAAGUUCUUAUUCCUCCAUGUUUGUGGUUCAGACCAGAAUAGACUGAAUAGGCCAAUAAACAAAACUUUAAAGAAAAAAAUUUUUUAUAAAUAAAAUUGUGUGUGUGUUUAAAUAACUACCUACCUAUUAAAUCUUCCAAAGCUUAGAAUUUAGGUCAUGAUGAUAGUGAUGACUAUAGUACAAGUGAUGGAAGAAAACCGGUCUCAAUAAUGGUAACUAUUUCCUUAGGAUUUUUUAAAUAGGAUUGUACAAGGUCAGAUCCUUCCCCAAUUGCCUAUUUUUUCUGAAAUAAUUUUUCUGAUAUAAUUUUAUAUUUGAAGUUAGUUGAACAUGCGAUUAUCAGGCUUACUAUAAUUUUUAAUGUCUUGCUGCAUUUUUGCUGCAAAGAUCCACGUCAUUACCUUAAAAAAGGACUUAGGAUAUCUUUGAGGUAAAUGGUGCUACAUCACUUCACAGUACUAUGUAAAAUGAAUGCAGCUGCUGUUCCUCUCUAGAUAGCUGUUUGUGUAGUUCAUAUUAAUUUUCCUGCCUUUUAUUUGGACUGUCUUAUUUCCUAGUUGUACACAGAAGCCUCAUUAUUUGUCUGCAAUAAGUAAUCAAAUAAACUUGCUUUGAUAAAUA